UUCUAGUGUAAGGCAGAAAGCUUAGUUCGUAAUAUUUGCCGAUUCGUAGAAUUCUAUUUGUGUCCAUCGUGGUGUUCUCUUGUUUGAAGAAAAAAGUUUGAUUUGAAUCUCUGUUUGUUCUCUAGUGAUUGGUAACAAAUUGGAAGAUCACAGUCAAACCGUUGUAAAUGCUGGAAAGUGGAUCGUCAUGGCUUCUAACUCACAUCCCAGUUCCAUUCUACAAUUGGACGACAAUUGCCUGUACGCUAUAAUGUCCUACCUGAGUUUACCUGACAAACUGAAUUUGGCGUUUUCUGAUUCCCGAUUUGAAGACUGUAUAAAGCGUUUCCUUAGAAAGGACAUUUUCCGGAUAUCUGAAAUUAGAACCAAUUUCAAAGAAACCCAAAUUGAAGCCAUUUUCCGAGAAUAUGGACACACGAUUAAGCGACUAUACCUGGACAUUACCAAUCAAAAGGACAUAAUUUAUCAUCAACUGGCCACUGUCCAUUGUAGUGAUUUAGAGGAAUUAUAUUGUAACUGUUCCAGACAAUCGAAUGUAGCUGGUUGCUCCCAACUUAUAACAAAUUCGAGCACACUUAAAAGAUUUAAACUGCUCUCCUGGGACUUUGAUGAAAAUAUCCAGUUUGACGAAAUUUCAUUGGAGUUAUCCAAACUACCCAACCUGACGAGUUUAACUUUAGAUCACUCAAAUAUAACAGGAAAGCACCUCCUAGUUUUGACGAAAUUGAAAGAUUUAAGCCUAAGAAGCUGCUGGGAUUUGGACCCUGGCCAUUUCAUGGAAAUAUGCAAAUCAAACAAAUUACGCAAAUUAGAUAUCGUAGGAUGCAGAAAGCUGAAUACCGUGGCAUUUGAAACCCUCGUGGAAACCCAGAUUGAUCUUGAACAGAUAUCAGUCGGCAACAAUUACGAGGCUUCAAAUUUUGAAAUUGUCGCGCUACUAAAAAACCUCAGAAAAUUUUCUGUGAGUUUGUCCAAUUUUGAAGAUGUUGUACGCUAUCUGGCCGCUUUAAGCGAACAUAAAGGUGGAUCACUGGAAUAUCUUUUCGCUGAUGACCUGUAUCAGAUUCGAGGUUUUUAUUUCGGUUACGCGCCAGUGGAAGAACGAUUUAGUGAACCAAUUAAGCGAGACAUUCUGAAGUUUAGAAAAUUGAAAAUGCUGCAUUUACCAUGUAACACGUUCGUAGAUGACGAUUUUUUAGAAAAGUUGCCAAAAUGUUGUCCUGAAUUGGAAAUCCUUGAAAAUAAUUGUCCUCCCAUGAUAACUGAGCGUGGAGUUAUGCAAUUAUUGGGAGAAUCGAAGUACUUGGCACAUAUCGAUUUUACUGGAGGCGUCUUGGACUUUAGACUGUAUGAAAAUAUUUAUCGAAUUAUCAAAGACAGGAAUACCGUUCCGCUGAAGUUACACACGGGCUAUACGGAGCAAAUAGAAUUGUUUUUGGAUAGUAUGGAGUAUAAGGAAAGAAAACAAUAUGUCGAAGUAGCAUCAGAAAGUAUCAGAUCCAUUGCAGAUUCCACACAAAAGAAAAAACGCCUCAGGACUACAGCCGCCAACAAAUGCCCAAAUCUAAUUCAAACGGAAAACUCAUCACUUUCUACUUCUCAGGAAAUUUCAUUUCUAGAGUUUCCAGAUAACGUCUCUGAGCUAAUCGUGUCCUAUCUAGCUCCUGUCGAUAAGUUGAAAAUGUUGUUAAUAGAUAAUCGGUACCAGGCCUUGGUGACCAACAGUUUACGUGAAGCUCAAAUCGAUUUAAAUGAAUUUUGUCGGUUCUUUACGUUUGCUGAAACACGACGAAUCCUUUCUAUAUACUCACGGUAUUUAGAUAAAAUGUAUUUUAUAUAUAAAGAUGGAAAGAAACCAUUUGUAUACUUGGCCUUAAUGGAAUCAUACAAAAAAGAUUUUAUUCAAGUUGAUGUCGAUUCAGAUCCUGAGAAUUUUAUGGAGGAUAACAUUUUCUUGUUUGACUAGAUGUUCUUAAAUGAAUCAUGCAUUAUGUUUGUAAAUCAAAUUUUCUUUUAAUAUGUGUGAGUCUGUGAUAGUUAGGAAAUGAUUUUUGAAAAUUUUAUUAAAUUUAAAGUUAUGACAAUCCACAGAUUGCAAUUACAGAAGUAUUGGGUAAGGUAAGCUUUGGAGAAUGCUAAAUUUAAAUAAAUGUAUGUGGUAAGAAUAUAAACAACAUACAUACAUACAUAACACUUAGCCCCUAAACGUUUUUGGUUGGUAACUUUAACUCGUAAAGCUGGGUCUUUUUGGUCCUGAUGUUUAUAAAAGUUUUAAAAAUGCUGCAAUAAAUCUGAAAAAAUCACGAAAGUUCUCAAGACUUCUAAUUUAAGGAAUCGCAGGCGAUAUCAUAAUUUUUUUUUUGUUUUACAUUUUUGUUCAACAAUUAAAUGAAGUAACUCAG
Molecule: messenger RNA, 2402 nt
Organism: Hermetia illucens (black soldier fly)
Lineage: Eukaryota; Metazoa; Arthropoda; Insecta; Diptera; Stratiomyidae
Exons: 4
Coding region: 188-1966 (592 amino acids)
Biological process (GO): SCF-dependent proteasomal ubiquitin-dependent protein catabolic process
Cellular component (GO): SCF ubiquitin ligase complex
Source: RefSeq, a predicted model, not a curated record